Messenger RNA from Trichoderma citrinoviride, 728 nucleotides. RefSeq lists its product as hypothetical. NCBI's taxonomy places the organism in Eukaryota, Fungi, Ascomycota, Sordariomycetes, Hypocreales, Hypocreaceae. The annotation marks the transcript as partial. The transcript has 5 exons. The record is from RefSeq and is a predicted model, not a curated record.
CGCGUCGGCCAAUGCGUUUCAUCCAUCAUCUCGAGGUUGUUCUCUGUUUAGACGGAUAUUUGGAUUGCACCGUCUUUCGCAUGUGCAAAUAGUCAAUGCAAAUCGCCGGAGACACGGCUACCCUAGCCACUGCGCUUUCCACGGCUGCGCUGUGAUGGAUUGGCUAACAGUGAUCCUGUGAUAGAUACGGGCGCCUGGUUCGCUGCGACAUCCCUGCGCCGCGAUCGACUUCCAGUCGACUGUUCGCUUUCGUGGAGUAUGAGGAUCGGCGUGAUGCCGAUGAUGCGUACCAUGAAAUGCAUAACAAACGCAUCGGCCGAGAUGAUUUGUUGAAGAUCGAGUGGGCUCGAACGCCUCCAUCAGCUUCUUGGCGAUUUGAAUCCGGGCGUGACCGUGAUCGCCGCGGACCCCGAUCUCCUCGCCGCGGACGGUCACCAUCCCCUCGACGCAGUACUCGUGACUACUCCCCACGGAAAGACGAGCGUCGCGAUCGCGACCGAGAUUACGAUCGCGAUAGCCGAAGGGACCGUGACCGCUCUCGAAGUCCCGAGCACCGUGACCGUGACCGCGAUUUGAAAGAAGAGCGUGAUGAUCGUGAUCGUAAGGAGAAUGGAACCAACGGUGAUGAAAGGAAAGCUGAGAGUCCUCUCCCCGCCCAUGACGAUCUAGAUGUUGCUGAGUAGUAGAGGCCACCAUUGUCGAAGCGUAUGACGGCAGCGGACUGAUGA